AUGCCAGCUUAUCAUUCUAGUAUAAAAGAUUUCCAGCAACUAACUGGAAAUAUGGCAAUACUACCAAUUAAGUCUCAAUACAAAGGUCCUGCACCUUUGCUCAGCCCUACAGUUGCAGAAAUGGAUAUAAUAGACGAAUCAUUAUCUUUUUUUAAAGCAAAUGUAUUUUUUAGAUCCUACGAAGUUAAGAGUGAAACUGAUCGUGUUGUGAUUUACAUUACUUUAUACAUAACUGAGUGUUUAAAAAAACUUCAGAAAUGUCAAAGUAAAGAUCAAGGAAUGUCUGAAAUGUAUUCAUUGGCACUGUACAGAUUUGAUAUACCCGGAGAGGCUGGAUUUCCAUUAAACUCAGUUUAUGCAAAACCAUCAUCAACUGGUGAAGCAGAUAUUAUGCGUCAAUAUUUGGAACAAUUACGAAAGGAAACUGGCCGAAGAGUUUGCGAAAGAGUAUUUUCAACUGAUGAUGGCAAGCCAUCUAAAUGGUGGCUAUGUUUUGCUCGUAAGAAGUUUAUGGAAAAAUCCUUGCUUGCUCCAGGUCAAUAA
This is a messenger RNA of Macrosiphum euphorbiae (potato aphid), 543 nucleotides long. Lineage: Eukaryota; Metazoa; Arthropoda; Insecta; Hemiptera; Aphididae. The record is from the annotation of a GenBank genome assembly.